UCCACCAUGUCCGCCACCAAAUCCCAAGUCAUGGAAACCACCAUGUCUCCCCCGGCUCCGCGCCGCCGCGGCGGUCGAGUUGGUAAUCACUUUAAGAGGUGGUGGUGGGUGCACUUGAUUAUCUUCAUUGCCGUGUUCCUCAUCAUCUUGCUGCCAGUAGUCUAUGUGGCCUACCCCAAGAUCGCCCAGGGCGAUGUCAACGACUCUACCCUCAACAUCACCAGCAUGGUCAUCAGCAACCCCAUGCCGGACUCCUUCGAUCUCAGGCAGACGCAGGUCAUUGGCACGCAUGCCACCUUCCACCCGAAAAUCUACGCCUUCGAAGCGGCCGUCUCGCUCCUCGGUGCCGCGGUGCCCUUUGCGAAUGUCAUGGUGCCGAGUGUCCAGUCCAAGAAUGGUGCGGAGCUCGUCGUCGAGCAGACCGUGGACCUGAGUAACGCCAGUGCGUUUGGAGGUUAUGCAACGGCCGUAAUGCUCAAUGAGGAGGUCACGUUGAAUAUCUAUGGCAAGCCUGGCUUGAAGGAGGGUGGACUGCCGAAGACUACCGUGACUUACAAUAAGACGGUCGCUAUGAAGGGUCUGAAUAAACUCAAGGGCUUCAACGUGACCGAAUUCCACAUCACAAACCUCGGCUCCGGACAGAACAUGAACGGCACCGUCCUCAUCCCCAAUCCCUCCGUCAUGACAAUCACCAUGGGUAACAUCACCCUUGACCUCUCCGUCGGAGGCCAAUAUAUGGGCCAAUCCUAUCUGAACGACUUGGUCCUCAAACCCGGCAACAACUUCAUCCCAAUGACAGCCUCGAUAAACCAAAGCGCCAUCCUGAACAUCGUUACAUCGAAAAACAACCCCUACAAAGACGGCCUCGUGCCGUUCGUCAUCACAGGUAACUCGAGUGUCUACGAUGGAAAAGAGUUGCCGUAUUUCACUAAAGCACUGGCCGCGAACACCCUGACGGUUGGUUUGAAUGUUACCAAAGCCUUGGCUGAGUUCGGCGUUACUUUGUAA
Molecule: messenger RNA, 1008 nt
Organism: Penicillium cinerascens
Lineage: Eukaryota; Fungi; Ascomycota; Eurotiomycetes; Eurotiales; Aspergillaceae
Product: DUF3712 domain-containing protein
Exons: 4
Cellular component (GO): fungal-type vacuole membrane
Source: RefSeq, a predicted model, not a curated record